This is a messenger RNA of Necator americanus (New World hookworm), 225 nucleotides long. RefSeq lists its product as uncharacterized. The coding region runs from base 1 to 225 and encodes 74 amino acids. The record is from RefSeq and is a predicted model, not a curated record. The transcript is spliced from 3 exons. Lineage: Eukaryota; Metazoa; Nematoda; Chromadorea; Rhabditida; Ancylostomatidae.
AUGGACAGGUUGCACGUUCUCCUCGGACAUCGAUCACGGCAUCCCGGUUGGAAACGGUUCAAAGUUACCAUAACCAUGGGUUUGUGGUUAUUGCCUAUUUAUGAUGAUGGUCUGAACACUGAAAACAGUUCGGAAAAUCCUGACAGAGCGACAUUCAUUGGAAGCGGAGAAAAACAGCGAUCCGGACGCUCCGCAGGAAAUGCACUCGCAUCAGCUGACUGCUGA